Messenger RNA from Fibroporia radiculosa, 1275 nucleotides. RefSeq lists its product as uncharacterized. The record is from RefSeq and is a predicted model, not a curated record. The coding region runs from base 1 to 1275 and encodes 424 amino acids. NCBI's taxonomy places the organism in Eukaryota, Fungi, Basidiomycota, Agaricomycetes, Polyporales, Fibroporiaceae. The transcript has 2 exons.
AUGUCGAAGUCUCGAACAGCAACCGCUGUCUGCAGCACUUCGUUCAGUUGCUGCUUCCCCUCCGAGCUACGCGACCAUGUUAUCGACCAGCUCCAUGAUAAUCGUCCUGCCCUCAAGGCUUGCAGCCUCACUUGCCGUACGUGGCUGCGCCGCGCCCGCUAUCAUCUUUUUAGUCGCGUCGCCUUUGAUUCAGGACAAACCGGAGAUGCCUUCGGUCAACUUGUCCGGUCCUCUCCGACAAUUAUCGAUUUCAUCCAGGAGGUGGAACUGUGCGGUACUCCCGUCCACACGUGGUGGAACACCAAGACGCCAGCCGUGUCGACCAUUGCAUGGCCGACUCUAGACCAGACCCCUCGCCACCGUAAAGAGUCCGAUGUCGUAGAGACAGCGCUUUGGCUGCAACGUAUUCUUCCCUCAUCCACUCCCCCAUUUUCGAGACUCGUGUCUCUCAAGCUAUCCUCGCUCCCGAUUAGUGAUACAGUCACUCACGCCCUGCACUGCCAUUUCAAGAACACGACAACUCUCACUCUCGAUGGGUGCAAAGCACUGGCUCUCGCGGACUUCAUGGACCUACUAUGCGCCUUCCCUCGACUGAAUACCUUACGAGUGCUGGCUGCACAAUGGCUUCCUGCUAUUCAUUGCAAAGCCGAAAAAUGCGCCGGAUCUCUUCCGAGGUUACGACGCCUCGAGAUGUCUCGCAAAAUCGACGCUGCGCCUUUGAUUUCACGAAUACUCACCGAGUCGGCCCAUUCGGACAUCGUCUCGUUGUCUUGCUCAGUGUCCGGGCACAAUUGCGCACAUGCUAUUCGCGACUUCUUACACGCGGCUCGCUCAUCUCUAGAACAGCUUGAAAUUGGAUUCCAGGAUUCGCGAGACCCCACAGAUGUCCUACAAACUUCACAACUCGACUUGACACAGUCAACAGGUUUGCGUCGUUUACGUAUUAGCUGCUCCGCGUCACAUUGCCUCAUGCCCUCUUCGUAUCGACCAUCACUGUCCUGGAUUGUCAUACUACUCUCAACUGCAAGCUCUUCUCAGCUGCAGGAACUCGUAUUCUCCAUUCGUUCCGCCGAUCUGUGCGCACUCAACAUGGAGGGAUUGGACGUGGUUCUGUCUGGCACACGUUAUACUAGCCUGAAGAGCGUCAAGUUUGAGAUCCUUCUCUCCGGGCAGGCCCUGGGAGGUAUGGAUCAUAGCUGGAUUCGCAACAGGAUGCCUGCCAUUCGUAUGAAGGGCAUUUUGUCCAUAAGCUCGGACACCAUCUGCAGUGUCUGA